AUGGGAAUUCAGUGUUCAAAAUGUAAAGCAAAGCCAUAAGAACAACAAUUAGAAAUUCAUAAUUUAUAAGAUUUGCCUCAAAAUUAGCCAACAUCUAAAGAAGCUCUUAUUUUUUGUGAUUCAAAUGAUUUGGCUAAUUUCAUGAGAACAAAACCAGUCAAUACUUUUCUUGGUGAUAUAAUUAAAAAGAAAUAAAUAAGGUUGGAUUCUUGUGAUAAAAUGGCAUCUAUAAUUGAAAGCAAAUCUGAAAUAAUAUUGAGAUGCUAUAAUGAUUACACAGAGAAAGCUCUAAAAAUUAAGCUGAAGGUCUUAAAAUACUAUUAUGAGAAUUAUUUAAUAUAUAUAUAGCAAACAAAUGAUACAAAUGGAACCAAAGAACUAUUGGCUAAUGAAACAAUGCAAGUAAGAUUUAUAUAUUUAAUCUUCAAGCUAUUACUUGAAACUAUAAUCAUUAUGAAUUGUUUGAUGGACAAAAACUUUGAUUAAGACUAAGAGUUAUGGUGGGGAGAUGGUUAUUAUGAAGUUAGAAUCUUGACACUUAAUGUUUAUAAAGAUACAUCUCAAUCAAAUGAUAAAAUAAUUUAACCCAUUUUACAAUAUGUGAAUGCUUUAAAAAUUAAAAUUGCUCAAACAAUACCUUUUCAUGAUUUGUAAAAAGUAAUGGAAUAGCCUUAAUCAAUUGCAAAUAGCACAGCAAUUGCAUAAGUUCAUCUUACUAAAUUUUAUUCUGAUCUAAAAUUACAAUUUGUAAGAGAUGUUGAGGAGGAAAAAGUUAAUGCUUGA
Paramecium pentaurelia is the source of this 783-nucleotide messenger RNA. The record is from the annotation of a GenBank genome assembly. Lineage: Eukaryota; Ciliophora; Oligohymenophorea; Peniculida; Parameciidae.